Messenger RNA from Engraulis encrasicolus (European anchovy), 1733 nucleotides. RefSeq names its product serine/threonine/tyrosine interacting protein (gene styx). The record is from RefSeq and is a predicted model, not a curated record. Gene Ontology annotation, molecular function: protein tyrosine/serine/threonine phosphatase activity; F-box domain binding. The transcript has 11 exons. Bases 157 to 831 code for a protein of 224 amino acids. NCBI's taxonomy places the organism in Eukaryota, Metazoa, Chordata, Actinopteri, Clupeiformes, Engraulidae. Gene Ontology annotation, biological process: protein dephosphorylation; negative regulation of SCF-dependent proteasomal ubiquitin-dependent catabolic process; negative regulation of protein binding. Gene Ontology annotation, cellular component: cytoplasm; nucleoplasm.
ACGUGACUCCCUUGGAUAGAAGAAGCAUGGCGGACAUACAUGCGGAGCUCCAAAACAAACUCCUGAUUUUUUUCAGUUAGCUGUAUUUUAAAAUAAUAUCAAACGACCGUGACAGCAUCCAAGUUCGCUGCAUUGGACGCCCCGCUGUUUUGCAGCAUGGACGAGGGGAAUAAGUUGCAGUUCCCCUCGCUGCCUGCGACCAAGGAGGAUCAAUUGGACUGGGCUUAUCCAAUGAGGAGAGAGAUGCAGGAAAUCCUCCCUGGCCUGUUUUUAGGCCCUUAUUCUGCGGCCAUGAAAAGUAAACUUUCUGCACUUGAGAAGCAUGGAAUAACGCACAUUGUAUGUGUGAGACAAGACAUAGAGGCCAAUUUCAUUAAGCCAAACUUCCCUCUCAAAUUUAGAUACCUCGUUUUAGACAUUGCCGACAGUCCUGUGGAAAACAUUAUUAGGUAUUUCCCUAUGACUAAAGAAUUUAUUGAUGGGUGUUUAGAAGGAGGAGGGAAGGUACUGAUUCAUGGGAACGCAGGGAUCUCAAGAAGUGCUGCCUUAGUUAUUGCCUACCUGAUGGAAACAUUUGGUGUGAAAUACAGGGAUGCUUUUAGCCACGUACAGGAAAGAAGGUUUUGCAUUAAUCCUAACAUGGGCUUCGUACAUCAGCUACAGGAAUACGAAGCGAUUUACCUAGCCAAGCUAACCAUUAAAAUGAUGUCACCGAUGCAGCUGGGACGACCGUUCUCCAUCCAGGCCGGAAUGCCAGGAAGUUUAAAGAGAACACUGGAGGAAGAUGAAGACUUCGGCAGUAUGCAAGUCACCGCUGCACAUAACGGAUAAGCUUUAACGAGACGAGGGUGCAUUCUUCUUUUUGUUACAUUUUUAUUAUGAUUAAAAAUGUAAAUAUUUGAACUUUUGUAAGGGGAAGGGACGGGCUCGGGGAAGAGACUGCUUCUGGCGCCUUAAAGACACAUGAAGCCGGGAGGGUGGGCUAAAACUUUAAUAUAUUUUUGUUUCGUUUUUUGCUUUUUUUCUCGUUUUCUCUCUCCCUGUGGCUGUACAUGCACUGAGUUUUUUUGCAGGUUUUUUUGUUCUUUUUUAGUAUUUAAGGCAUAUUGCAUUUGCAGCGGGACAGUAUUGCAAUAAUGCACUUUUGAUACUUGAAUUCUUGUUGUUUAGCUGGUCUGCGUGGAAAGCAGGCUGAGAAAAGGGAAACUGAGGAAGGUAACUUGCUGUCCGAGUGUGGACAGACUGAAGGGGUUGGGAGGUGGGUAGAAAUGGUCUGCACUGCAAAUGUAUGAAAAUCUUGCGAUAGCAAGCUUAUUUUUCUAGUUUCAAGUAAAUACAUCUAGUAAAUCUUAAUUUAUGUUUAAAAAUCACCUAAUAACUAGUACUUUUGAACUAGAAUUUAGAACUAGAAACUAUUUAGACUUGUUUUAAGACAUUUGUCUGUGCGGCAAAAUAUUUUUACUUCUAGUUUUAAUUCUAGUUCAAAAGUGCUGGUUAUUAGGUGAUUUUUUAAAAACUUAAAUUAAGAUUGAUUUAGAUGUUUUUACUUGAAACUAGAAAAACAAGCUUGCUGAGAUUUCAUUUUUGCAGUGUGUGAGGGCUUUUGGGGGGAGGGGGGGGUGCUGACAUGGCUUUUUUGGAGGCGUUUCGUUGUGCGUAGACGCUCAGCUGGAGAGGAAUUGCGCUUCCCAGAAUUUAACCCACUGCUCAAUUAAAAAAAUACAAAUGGCUAA